UAUGAACUCAAAGUAUUCAAAUAUUAAUUAUUAAGAUGCGGUAAUCUGAUUUAUAGAUUAAUUUAUAAAUUAGAUAAUUAAAACUAUGAGACAUCUAUUGCUACAUCUUAGCAUUGGACAAUGACAUAAUAAGAAAAUGGUCAAAGAGCACGUAUUAACAAUUAAUGAGUAUUUAGCUUGAACAACUUAUUAACAAGUCCAAAUCCAGGUAAAGUUCAAGAUAAUUAUGAUGGCAUUAAAAAUAAUGUCACUUGAUCUUAAUACAGCUGAUAAAAACAAAUUAUAGUAAAAAGCAGAAAGUUCAAUUACC
This is a messenger RNA of Paramecium octaurelia, 310 nucleotides long. Lineage: Eukaryota; Ciliophora; Oligohymenophorea; Peniculida; Parameciidae. The record is from the annotation of a GenBank genome assembly.